This is a messenger RNA of Rhinichthys klamathensis goyatoka, 1909 nucleotides long. RefSeq names its product makorin, ring finger protein, 4 (gene mkrn4). Lineage: Eukaryota; Metazoa; Chordata; Actinopteri; Cypriniformes; Leuciscidae. The transcript has 8 exons. Gene Ontology annotation, biological process: protein polyubiquitination. The record is from RefSeq and is a predicted model, not a curated record. Gene Ontology annotation, molecular function: ubiquitin protein ligase activity; metal ion binding. Bases 103 to 1275 code for a protein of 390 amino acids.
CGUUCUGCGUGACGUGGGUCUCCUGCGCUUCACUCUCGCCAACUCUUCUAUCCGUUUACUCGCUCCGACAACUGAAUAAAUCAGUUUUUGUAGGCUUUAAAAAUGGAUCGGUAUCGCAUACCUUAUAGACAUUUGAGAAAAAACAGCUCAAAUGUCGAAAGAGAAGUUUGCAGGCAGUUCAUCAAUGGAUCUUGUCGCUAUGGUCCGAGCUGUUACUAUCUCCACGAGUUUCCUACAGUACCGUCAUUCCAGGUUCAUUGUAGGUACUUCCAGAAAGGUGGCUGCUGGUUUGGUGAUCGAUGCAGGUAUCUCCAUGUUCCGCAAGGGGGUGAGGGCUCUUCAGGGAGCAACAGACGUGGUUCAGCUCCUGCCGUUUUCCCCUCUGCGCUCGCAGGCCGUUCUCUGCCUUAUCGCCGGGGAUCUGAGCCCUUUCUUCCUCCUCAAGGAGCCUACAGCCUGAAUCGGAGGGGUUCUGAGCCCCUGGUCACAAGUAUGAGUGUGCUGCAGCAGAAUUUUGAACGCUUGACCACAGGAAUUGCUGAGGAGGAAGAGUUCGGGGCUGUGGAGGAUGUACCUCACUGGCAGGGUGCAUCGAGACCGCUGCAACAAAACGGUGCUAGUGCUACACACUCCAUUUCUUCACAUAACAGCUCAGCUGCCUUUGUUCCUGGUGCAGCACCUGCUGAAGUCCAAAAAGUGACCAGUUCAACUUUGCCAGAGAGACCAGAUCAGGGUGGUGCUGCAGUUUCAAUGGAGCAGCGACAUUCAGGGGAUGUGGCUUGUGGCAUCUGCAUGGACAAGAUUUCUGAGAAGACCACCGCUCAGGAACGGCGUUAUGGCAUCCUACCCAACUGCAAUCAUGCUUUCUGCAUCAGCUGCAUCGUUACCUGGAGAAAAACGAAGGACUUCCAGGAGGAUGUCAUCAAGGGCUGCCCACAAUGCAGAGUGAAAUCCUCCUUUUACGUUCCCAGCAAGCACUGGGUCUGUGAUGAGGAGGAAAAGGCAUCGUUGAUAGCCUCUUUCAAAGAAAGAAGCAGCAAAUUAAAGUGCACUUUCUUCAUGCGUCACGGAUGCUGCCCCUUUAAAACGGAGUGCAUCUACAGUCAUGACAUGCCGCCUAAUCACAUCCACCGUCGCAGGCGCUCGACACCCAGGGACACAGCUGAUAUGUUGGAGGAUUUGGGGAUUGAUGGCCUCCAAAUUUGGAGCUACAUUUUUGCCCUAACUCUGUUGGAUGAAGAUGAUGAUGACUUUCUGGAUUUUCUUGAUGACUAAGGACCUUCUAGAGUCAUGUAUAUGUUGGCUCAGCCUUGAGUGAGCUCUACUUAUCUUCUGCACUGAAACGUAAUUGUCCCUUUUUAGGGUUGGUUUCACUUUAGCUACCCCUACAUGUUUGGCUAAUUGUUUAGCCGUGUAGACUUAGUAUGUGUGUUUCUGUAUGAGUGUGAAAGUCUUUUGCCUUUAGUUUAAGGAGGUUGGUGAAAAGGUUUGAAUGCUCAGAUCUCACAUUGAGUCUGUAUCUUCAGGUUUAGUUGGGGAAGGGACUAUGGCAAAAAAGUUGAGGAAAAAAGUUAAAAUUGAACGCAUGGUCACUUAUUUCAGCUAGCUUUUUCACUUGUUGAUCUAAUACUUCAUCUGUGCUGCUUCCGGAUUUCCGCACCCUCUUUGUUUGAUACCUUUUGUAUGAAAUCAGAUUUUAAUAUUUUGUGUACUUCCUAGUUUAUAUUAUUGCCAGUAUUCUUCCAAACACUAAGUGUGCAACCUGUCAGCAGGCUUCUGAUGUACUGUUCUCUUCAGCAGUGUUAACAGGUUAUACCAAGUCUUGAUGUCAUAUUUUAUGACUUUUAGUACAUGUUUGUAUUCAUUCAAAGAAAAGUGAAAAUAAAAAAUUGUUCCACUGUUUGCCUCA